Messenger RNA from Cyprinodon tularosa, 1695 nucleotides. RefSeq names its product cilia and flagella associated protein 53 (gene cfap53). The transcript has 8 exons. NCBI's taxonomy places the organism in Eukaryota, Metazoa, Chordata, Actinopteri, Cyprinodontiformes, Cyprinodontidae. The record is from RefSeq and is a predicted model, not a curated record. The coding region runs from base 91 to 1626 and encodes 511 amino acids.
CCGUAACCAUGGUAACCGGAGCUCGGUCCGUUGUGGGAACGGUUGAGUUGGGACUGAGAGUUAAAGCCAGAGAGAAGAGAAGCUGCGGAGAUGCUGCUCAGCGGGAGGAGGAGGCCGAGAUGUCGGGAGAUUCCAGGCCCGACGCCGCAUUCAGUGGCUGUGAUAGCCAGGCAACCUUCAUUCCAGUCUACACGCCACCUGAUCCAGAAGAGACGGAGACAGCAGGAGACCAGAGGCCAGGUUCUGGAGUUAUGCAGAGACCUUCAGAACUGUGACAUGAAAGCCUCAUGGCUGCAGAGCUCCGAGCGUCGCUUCAUCAGAGGCGCCGUGGGGAGGCGGGUCCAGGCGGAGCUGCAGCAUCAUGAGGCCGACAUCAGCGAGAGGAGACGGAGGCUCAGGCAGCUGCUGGACAAUGAGGAGAAGCAGCUCCUGCAGGAGCUGGAGGAGACCAAGGAGACGACGGAGGAGAGACAUGCGAGGAUGAGGGAGGAAGCGAAGGCCCUGAAGGAGAAGAGAGAGAGCGAGAGACAGCAGCUGGUUUCUGAGAAACUGGACCAGUUGUUCCAGGAGCGAUGCGAGGAGCUGCGCAGCAUCCGGAGCCGGCGCCUCAAGCAGGAGUUGUGUCAGGAUAAUGCAGCUCUGGUGAGGAGGCAACAGGAGGAGCGGCGGUGGCUGCAGGAGGAGCAGCGGCUGUUCGACGAGCUGUGGGAGGCCGACUACCAGGCCAAGGGAGAACAGGAGAGCUUGAGAGUCCGACAGCGACAGCAGAAAGACGAGGAGCAGCUGCAGGAGCUGAGGGAGCAGAUGAAGGCUGCAGAACAGAGGAGGCAGCAGGAGAAGGAGCUGAGGGAGGAGAAGCAACGACUUCUGCUGCAGCAGGAGCAGACGAGGCUCCUCCAGGAGGAGCGGCAGCGGCAGCUGAAGCUGCAGCAGCAGCAGAACCGGCGCCGGCAGCUGGACCGAGACCUGAGGCUCAAAAUGAAGCGCCUGGCGCAGGAGCAGCAGGAGGAGCUGCAGCUGGACUUGAAGAUCCUGCAGCCGAUCCAGAAGGAGGAGACUGAACAGAGGCAGGAGUCAGCUCAGAGGAAGGCGGAGCUGCAGGAGGAGCAGAAGCAGUACCUGAAGUACCUGUCUGAGGAGCUGGAGAGGCAGAGGAGAGAGGAGCAGGAGACGGAGCUGCUGCAGGAGGAGAAGCUGAAGGAGAUCUGGAUGAAACGGGAGGAGCAGAGCCGGCUGCAGAGAGAGGCCAGAGAGCGGCAGAUGGAGGAGGUGAUGGAGGCGCGCCGCCUGCAGAUCCAGAGCAAACUGGAUGCAAACCUGCAGAAACAGGAGCAGCUGGAGAAGGAGAAGGAGGAGAUGGAGAGAGAGGCACAGGAGGCCAGCCUGCAGCAGGAGGAGGAGAGAAGAAGGCGCAGGCAGGCAGCAGCCGCGUAUGAGGCAGACCUGCAAGCUCAGAUGCAGCAUCAGGAGCGUCUUCGCAGCGAGCAGCAGGCUGAGACCCUCAGAGAGCAUCAGCAUGAACUGAUCCGGGAGCAGCUCUACAGAGACAAGAGAAACAGCCUCCUGGACAAAAUGGAUGGCAGCUGCCAUCCUUUCAGACGGCUGAGGUCAGCAGAGAUGAAAUGAGGAUCUCCAAGUUUUACCUAAUAACUGAAUCUGCAGAACAGACCUGUAAUAAAACCUUAUAUAAGUCCA